GAAGUGGGCCAGCCACUCAGAUCAGACAGGCAAGCCUCUGUGUUAGUUAACACUUCACUGUCAGAGGAGUGGGGUAGAGAAAAGAGAAGAGCAAGGACCGAGAUUUUAAUAAAACCUUUAAACAGCAGAAAAUGUUACAGAGGGCAGCAUCCAAUGUGUCAGACAAAGCAAAGAGCUGCAAACCAAAGCGCUCCACGAGCUUCGGCAGAUUUGAGGGCCUCAGACAUCAUUCAUCACCGGCCAAACCAGAGGAAAAUGGAACUAAUAUGCUCACAGAAGAAUGUGAAAGCUCAGAACCACACAAAUCAGCUGGACUUGGGAAGAAGAUGAAGGCAAUUUCACUGACCAUGCGCAGAAAAAUGGGCAAAAAGCACGCCAAGUCUUUCUCAGAGGAGACGGGUGAUGACCAAGACCCAGAGGCAGAGACAGAGAGCAGCCCUCCAGCUGAGAAAAACUCUGCAAAGACAUGCAACUCCUUAGAAAGUCUUUAUAGUGGCCAGAGUUCCUCUAGUUCAGGUGGUGUGACCAGUGAGUCCAAUGGUUCUGGUCAGAAAGAGAGUGUGAGGCUGGAGGAGGAUGGCUCCUACCAGGGACAGUUCUGUGGCAGAGCUCGCGUCCACACAGACUUUGUUCCCAGCCCGUAUGACUCAGACUCUCUCAAACUCAAGGCUGGCGACAUCAUCAAUAUCAUCAGUAAGCCUCCGAUGGGCAUCUGGACAGGCAUGCUAAACAACAAAGUGGGAAACUUCAAGUUCAUCUAUGUGGACAUUUUGGAGGAGGAGGAGGAAGAAGAGGAAGAAGCUCCCAAGAUCAGACAACAGAGACUCUGCAAAAGACCACGACCUAAGACGUUGCUGGAGUUACUGGAGCGACUGAAUCUGGAGGAGUAUGCCAAUGCCCUGCUGCUAAAUGGCUACCAGACGGUGGAGGACCUCAUGCACCUGCAGGAGAAACACCUGAUAGAGCUGAAUGUCAAAGACCCCGAGCACAGACGCAGACUUCUCGCUGCUGCUGAAUGCCGCUACACAGAAGGUGAUGAUGUCAGAGAUGCGGAGGAGCACAAAUCUUCCCACAGCCCACAGGAAGAAGACAGCGACUGUCCCAGAGACUCGGGUUGCUUCAUCCCAUCUGAAUGUUCAGACAGCAAAGAGGACGCAGAGCAGCUCACAGAAGCUGUGGAUUCAUAACGUGCUCAUUUUUCAGAUGGAUACUUUGACAUUUGGAAUUCAAAGUUGGGUAUUUUUGUCAUGUUAAUAUCCUUUAACAAGCUUUUUAUACUAAAAGUCAUCUUAUCCGUCUUUGUCACUUUAUCACGAUAAUAAUCAAAUUUUAAGUUUUGAGCUCUGGAUGGUUUUUUAUUAUUGUUGUUGAAGAGGUGACAUCUCAUUGAUUUAAUGUCACUUGUAUUUAUUGCAUUCUAAAUCUUUCAGUGUUAUUGCGUAAUGCCUUUAUUUAAUUUUUUACCUUUCUCAUCACAUCCAAUCUCAAUUCAAUAUUCAGUGUAAUAUUUUCUUUUCCUGUGAAUGACAUAAUAUUGUUCAACGAAUGCUUUUGAAAAGUAGUGUCUGGGUUUGAACAGUGCAGAUUCUGAUCUUGCCUAUAAUGUAUACUGUACACGAAAAUGUAUGUUAUUUUGUGUGUAUGUGUGUGAAUGAGAGAGCAUGUGAGAGAGAGUGUGUGUGAAAGAAUUCAUCUGUUCAUCACAAAUUUUUGUAAAUAAAAUUAAAGAAAUACAAUUAAAUAUGA
Lates calcarifer (barramundi perch) is the source of this 1746-nucleotide messenger RNA. It is a transcript of the gene samsn1a, whose product is annotated as SAM domain, SH3 domain and nuclear localisation signals 1a. The transcript is spliced from 8 exons. Gene Ontology annotation, molecular function: protein binding. NCBI's taxonomy places the organism in Eukaryota, Metazoa, Chordata, Actinopteri, Centropomidae. The coding region runs from base 132 to 1187 and encodes 351 amino acids. The record is from RefSeq and is a predicted model, not a curated record.